GCAUUUUGUCUGUUUGAAUAUCAACAUUAACUAAAGAAAAAAAACGAAUUCGCUCAUACAGUAUUAUAUUUACACAACAUGAAUAAAGCAAUUAUAAUUUCUGUAUUGGUGGUAUUUUUUUGGUUACCGUAUUUCACGAGAAGUGAAACAGCCCCAAUUUCAGUCGACAAAUUAUAUUAUGGACAGAGAAAAUUUUGUGUCGGCCUCCUCCGUGCUUUUCAAAAGGUCCAACCAAACGAAACCUUAUUUUUUUCACCACACAGCAUCUUUCGAGCCUUGCUAUUGAAAUAUUUAAUAGCUGAAGGCGAUGUAGAGAAAUUAUUAAAGAAAACCUUACAAUUGGAUUGGGCCAAAAGCAAAGCCGAUGUUAGCCAUGCGUAUAAAUUGGAAAAAUUAGCACGAGCCAAUUGUCGUGAAAACCAAACUGUAGAAUUCAAUUCGGUUGAUAAAUUGUACUUUUCAAAUCAAGUCAAACUAAAUGAUACUCUAAAGGAAAUGUUAAUCGACAGUAUUGAAGUAUUAAACUUUGAAUCUAAACCAGAAGAGGCCCGUUGCCACAUCAAUAAAUUUGUGGAAGAGACAACAAAAGGCAUCAUCAAAGAUUUAUUGCCACCCGAAUACAUAACCCAUGAUACAAUUUCUGUUCUGGUCAAUGCAGCUUUCUUCAAAGGUGACUGGGCCUCGCCAUUCAAAAAAGAAGCUACAAAAAAGAAUUUUUUUUACAAGAACAUUCAUACGCCAGUUUAUGUUGAGAUGAUGGAACAAAUAGGAUUUUUCAACUACGGUGUCAUCCAUGAACUUAAUACACAAUUCGUGGAAAUUCCUUACUCAGGAGAGAAUAAUUCUGUUUCUAUGUACUUUUUCUUACCCAAUGCUAUUGAUGAGUUCUUGGAGAAUGUAACAUCUGAAAUGCUAGAUCAAGUAUUUGUCGACGGUGAAUCACAGCAUAACACGAGGUGGGUUUACAUUGAACUCCCAAAAAUUGCACUCAAACAAAAAAUUAAACUUAUGCCGGUAUUCACACAUAUUGGCCUAGAAGUACUUAUUGGUAAAAGUGAUGCAAUCCAUCAAGCUAAUAUCGAUAUCGAUGAAGGGGGGACUGUGGCUGCAGCAGCAUCAUCUAUCUAUGGACUUAAAGUGAUGCGGAUUGAAAAUUUUUUUAUCUGCAAUCGGCCAUUCAUGUUCCUUAUUCACGAUAAAAAAUCCAAAGAAGUUCUCUUUGCUGGAGUUUACCGAGGACCAAUAAAUAAUAUUAACUCAAAUGUUUGUCAAUCACAUGCCGAAUAUACUUUUAAUUUUUCUUUUUAAAUGUUUUAUAGACUUAAAAGUAACUCAAGACCGCCACAGCUAACGUUGUAAUUUACAGAAUCACUUUAAGCAAUAAACGCAAUACAUUCGAGUUUUUCGAUAAUAUCAAAUCACAUAAUCCUAAUGCUGAGCAUCAAUUGAAAUUUUUACCUACAUC
Molecule: messenger RNA, 1465 nt
Organism: Contarinia nasturtii (swede midge)
Lineage: Eukaryota; Metazoa; Arthropoda; Insecta; Diptera; Cecidomyiidae
Product: serine protease inhibitor 88Ea-like
Exons: 5
Coding region: 79-1308 (409 amino acids)
Molecular function (GO): serine-type endopeptidase inhibitor activity
Source: RefSeq, a predicted model, not a curated record